UGAGAAAGGGGUUACUCAUCUUUGCCCUGAACACCAACUGAAGGAAAAUCAACACGCAGCCAGAGGAACUGCUCAUCACAGAUCCAGGAUGUGGAUUAAAUAUUAACCAGGGUGUAUUUAGACUUUUCCAGGUUAUCUACAAUUGAGAUCGGAUACAAUCCAGCACCACCGGUUGAACAUAUCUGAAUACACAAGCUUGCAAUAACUACGUGUUCAAGUUCCUCCAGCUGUCCGUCAUCACGCGACUAUCCCGGACAUGCGAUGCCUCCACACCUAUGUAGUGACCCGAGUUCAGGCUCGAGGAUGCAGGCCGUCACAUACCAUCACAUCAGCAGCUCACACCAGAAGGUAUUCGAGCAGGGGGCGGUGUGUACUUCUCUACGUGGUCAGCUGAGUAUUAGUCACAAAAGAUCACUCUGGAUCCCAUGAUCUAUGAAGAAUUCAUUAUCGGGGCCGCCACGUCUUCCAACAGACUUUAUAAUGAUAUCAUGUGGUGUCUGGAUCUCAGCCGUUCUGUCACAACAAUGACAAGUCAAAUUUCACACCGCCAGGAGUGUUUGCUUUUGCUGUGGGACAUGAAGGUCUCCAUGUCCACGGCCGUGAGCAUCUUCAGGUGAUGGGAGCAGACCAAGCUGUCUUUGCCUACAAGGGUGAAGAGGCCAUCCUGAACUGUUCUCUAGAUGGACGAGUACCAGCCAGUAAGAUAGAAGAAGUGAGCUGGAAAAGGACAGACGGAGACCGAAAUGUCCUUGUCCUGCUUUAUCAAAAUAAUGUUACCAUCCCCGAGUCCUCACAUGAGAGUUACUGGGAUAGAGUUGAGCUCUUUUCUUCUGAAAUCUCCAAAGGGAACUUUUCCCUAAAGCUGAUGGAUGUACAGAUGGAAGAUAAAGGAGAAUUCAUAUGUGAGGUCCAUGCUAUGAACACGUCAGCACGUACCACUGUGGUUCUGGCUGGUGUAGGUUUCACCGCACCCCAUGUAUCAAUAUUGGUCCUGUCUGCUAUUGCACUGUCACUUGCAGUGGGAUUUUGUGCUCGUGUUUUGAACCUGCUCAGAAAGAAAGAUACUAGCACAACAGGCAUGAAAACAGAUGUUUUUCUGAUCCUCUGUCCGAACAUCUGCAUGUUUGUUGCUUUCUGCUUGUGGUCAACAGAAGGGUUUGCCUCUGAGGUCAUUGCUUGUUCAGCUGUCAGUAUCUUGAGGCCUGUCAUGCUGCUGAAGACAUCUCCAUAUCUCGACAAAUUACCAAAUGAGUCCUUACAAAAAGCAGUGAAGGCUUUGGCUGUUCCAUUUUACCAUUCAACUAUAACAAUGGCUGUAUGUUCAGUAUUUUUUGAGAAAAUUGCCGGGAUACAGAGACCCGCAGGACACUCUGUAACAGUACUGAUAGUCUUUGCAGUGGUGACUUUCAUCAGUGCUGUUGUAUUAGCUGUCUAUGGUCUCCGGGUCCAUCUGACUGUGUGUCUAGAAAUAUUCAAUGGGGUUCUGUUUGGACUUCUACUCAGUAAAAAUAGAGACCCUUACGUCUCCAUCAGUGAGCUCAUUUGUGUAUUAGCCCCUCCGGCCGUGGUGAUGAUGAUGGUGCUCUCUCUACAACGGCACGUUUUCGAAGGAAAACCUUUUGGUGUGGAAAUUGCUCUGUCAUCUAUCAUUGUGACAAUAUACAGCCUGGGUGUAAUUAGCAUUUUUAUUCUUUUCGCUUAUACAUUCCAAGAAUUUGUUAAAAGAGGAUGGAUGAUUCUGUUUGAAGGUGUAAUGUUUAUAUUUGUAUGGUUGGUAUUGAUUUGUUUAUUGCGUUGCUACCAAAGACCGAGACAAGAACGCAGCUCACACUGGAGGAAAAAAGGAUAUUUAUUCUGCGGGGUCAUUGUUGCGUUUCUAAUCACCGUGCAUGGCAUAGUGUACUUUAGUUGUAUAUACAUCAUGACGGAACACAAAGAGCGUGCUGGAUAUCUGGCUCUCACGCCACUGAUCCACGUUUUGGCGGCGGCGUGUUUGUUCAAACAUCCGAAACGUUUACCUGGUUAUUUUCAAACUAUGGUCUACAUGUUUGGAGCUGUAGGCCUCAGUACUGUAAAUGCAAUCGCUCUCACCACAGAACUGAUCCUGAAAGCAGGGAACGGAGCACGGACUAUCGGAGAUCUACGAGUGAUUGUUUUAUCUCUGGAGACGGUGUUUAUUUCUGCUUGGCUCGCUUUGCAAACCUACAACGCCUGGAUGAGACUGAGAGACAGGCGGUUCUGAAGAUAGGAAAGUAACAGCGCCUGAGGUAUGAACCAUGAAAUGUCAUUUGUUUGCAUUCAGAAGUCGGUUGAUUUUGAUUUCAUUUGAUUUAACUGGAAAUGGUUUGUGUCGAGUCAAAUGUAUUUAUUGUCUUGCCUUGUGUAACAACAACAAUUCUGAAUAAGUCUUGCAUUUUAGGCUCAUUUAUCAUUUUUGAUGCCCACGGAUAACGUGCCAAUGUUUAUUUAGCUAGCUAUUUUUUUUAUUAUUAUUAUGAUAAAAAAUAGCCAGACCAUUCAGAGGUUUUUCCUGAGAUGAAGGGUCUUUCAGCCGAGCCUUCCUGACUCGACCCCCCCAUAGCGAAUCAGGUUUAUCGUCAAAAAUGGACAAGCUUUCAGCAGUUCGCGACGGACAAAUCGAACAAAAGCGACUGAAAUAAUUCAACACGACGAACGCUUCGAGCGGUUUCUGCAAGUUCAACUGAAAAUGCAACUUAUAAUGAUUUCUCCAGUUUCAGGCAUCUUUAGUACUUAGUAGAGCACACUUUGGCUGUUAUGACCUGCUGUAAACGUCGUGCAGAGCUUCUGGCAAAGUUCCUGAGGAAUCUUACCCCAUUCCUUAUGAGCAGCUCAUGCACAAGGUGUUCUUGUGCUGGAACACAUGAAAUACCUGGACGGAGCAGACAAAGGAAGCCAUCGAUGGCUGCAAGCAGAUUUCUGAGAUUUCGGAGGUUGUGAAAAACCCUCGAGUAACUGACUGCAAAAGACCUGCAGCAAGACUAUACGAAUAUAAUACAUACAAAAUAUACAGCAGAUCACAAACGCUACCAGAUAUGUGCCUUGUGAAGAGACCGUUACCAAAUUCAAGUCUAUACAACAGAUCUUCACCAGUAAUCAGUGGACAACUGUAACAGAGACGUUUCUAAAUGUGUUUACAUUCGCCCUUCUUUGAGGACUGAUGGUUAAUUAGCAAAUGUUCCUCUGCUCUGUCUUAAUGAACAUGUUAGCAGUCUUUAAUGGUCUAGAAAUAAGGUAAUAUCAUUCGAUCGUAGUCGUUUAACCGACGCCAUUGUUUUGUUUUCUCUUUUCAAAUUGCUGCAAUUUGAUUGUUUUACAUAUCAAAUUUUUGAUUAGCCUAAUCACUCUAUAUGUUAACAUGCUUUAUUUUAAACCUGUAGAUCAUCUGCUUUCAUGCCCGCCAUCUCCUCCGCUUUCGUUUUCCUUUCGAAAGUGUCAUAAAGCAGAUUUAUGGACUUCAGACCCAGAAGCCAAUGUCUAUUAGGAAAAAAAAAAUUACUUCACACUGUUAUAAGGGUAUUGUUGUUGUUGUUAUUAUUACUGGUAAUUGUUUUAUUGUUAAUCAUACCCAUAUUUCUAAAGGGUACUGCUGUUUGCCACACUACAACAUGUUAAAUGCUUUACUUAAAUAAUUAAACGACUUGUCAUGUUCUAA
Ictalurus punctatus (channel catfish) is the source of this 3673-nucleotide messenger RNA. RefSeq lists its product as uncharacterized. The transcript has 20 exons. The record is from RefSeq and is a predicted model, not a curated record. The coding region runs from base 617 to 2242 and encodes 541 amino acids. NCBI's taxonomy places the organism in Eukaryota, Metazoa, Chordata, Actinopteri, Siluriformes, Ictaluridae.